Molecule: messenger RNA, 2319 nt
Organism: Camelina sativa (false flax)
Lineage: Eukaryota; Viridiplantae; Streptophyta; Magnoliopsida; Brassicales; Brassicaceae
Source: RefSeq, a predicted model, not a curated record
AUGUGGACCGAAUCGGAUUCGGGUAUGGAGGAUAUUGCAUCACAAUAUUUUGUGGAUCUCUUUAAACGGUCGGAUGUGCGGGGUGUUUCACAGAUGCUUCAGGAGGUUCCUUCUUUGAUCACAGACUCUAUGAAUAGGAGUUUAAUCAGGAAAAUCACAGAAUCAAAGGUUCGCAAGGCUUUGUUUGCGAUGCAUCCCGAGAAGACACCAGGUCCUGAUGGGAUGACGGCAAUGUUUUUCCAGAGAUUCUGGUCCACUAUUAAAGGAGAUUUGGUAGCUUUGGUGAAGGAUUUUUUCCGUACUGACCGGUUUGAUCCUCGGUUAAACGAAACGAAUCUAUGUCUCAUACCUAAGAAGGAGAUGGCUCAACGGAUGACGGAGUUUAGGCCAAUUAGCCUUUGUAAUGUGUGUUAUAAGAUUAUUUCUAAGGAAAUGUUUCAUGGCUUAAAUACCAACCCACGAUGUAAAUCGGAGUUUUUGGCGUUCAAGACGGAUAUGAGCAAGGCAUACGACCGUGUUGAGUGGGAUUUUUUGGAAGCGGUAAUGGUUAAGCUGGGUUUCGAUAGAAAAUGGAUUUCCUGGAUUAUGUGGUGUGUUUCUUCUGUCUCGUAUCAAGUCCUCCUAAAUGGUCAACCUAGAGGUUAUAUCAAACCUCAGAGGGGUCUACGUCAGGGAGUUCCUUUAUCUCGUUAUCUGUUUAUACUGUGUACGGAGGUCUUAAUUGCCAAUAUUAAGAAGGCUGAAAGAGAGCAUAGGAUUUCGGGUAUAAAGAUAGCUCGGGAUUGUCCUACCAUUUCACAUUUGUUGUUUGCUGAUGAUAGUUUUUUCUUCUGUAAGGCUGAGCCUGCUGAAUGUAGUACGGUUAUGGGUAUUAUAGGAGAUUAUGGGCGAGCGUCGGGCAGGAGCGAGGGUGGUAUGGGCUCGUAUUUGGGUAUUUCAGAGGAUCUCCAGGGUUCAAAAACAAAGGCGUUCCGAUACGUCACUGACCGUUUGGAUGAUCGUGUGAAUGGUUGGUCUGCAAAGUAUUUAUCAAAGGGUGGGAAGGAAGUUAUGAUUAAAUUGGUAGCUCUGGCUCUCCCAACCCAUGUUAUGUCUUGCUACAAGUUACCAACGGAGUUAACGGCUCGAUUAACGAGUGCUAUCUCAAAGUUUUGGUGGAAGUCUAAUGAUAAGGCACGAGGUUUACACUGGGUCGCUUGGGAUAGGUUAUGUGAGGAUAAAUGUGAAGGCAGUUUGGGCUUCCGCGCUCUAGAACAAUUCAAUGAUGCUAUGUUGGCCAAACAAUAUUGGCGGUUAAUUCAUUAUUUGUCUCUGAUGGCUCGAGUUUUGCGAGGUAGAUAUUUUCGGAAUAAACAUCCUCUACAGGCUAAGAAACCCUAUUCCCCCUUGUUUGCUUGCCGGAGUAUCUUCUCAACUAAGGGUUUGGUGGAACAUGGUUCUUGGUGGGCGAUUGGUUUGGGAUGUAACGUCUUGGUGUGGCGGGAUCCGUGGAUUCCGGAUAUUCAACCGAGACCAGCAAAUGGUCGAGGUCGGCAGUUACAUCCCAAUCUAAUGGUCAACCAUUUGAUUAAUCCAUACACGAAGGAAUGGCAUAUGCCAAUCCUAGAGGAGUAUAUGGAUCUGGUAGAUAUUCAAAUCAUUGUAUCUAUGGAGAUUAAAAAAUCCUUUAAACCGGAUAAACUGAUCUGGCAUUAUACUAAAUCUGGGAAAUAUUCGGUUAAAUCUGGCUACCAGCUCGCCCGCGAUUUAAUAAAAGAGGUAGAGUAUGGGCCGACGUGCACAUCUCUUAGGGCUCAGGUUUGGAAACUUCAGGUUCCCCCAAAGAUCCAGCAUUUCUUCUGGCAGAUUGCUUCCGGCACCCUUCCUGUGUUGGAAAGUUUGGCUCAUCGGGAUGUCCGGUGUGAUCUUCUAUGUAAGCGAUAUGGCUUGGAGGUGGAGACUAUCAAUCAUGCUCUUUUUGAGUGUCCCCGUUUGCCUCAGAUUUGGGAUUUGUCUCCAGGUAUUGAGGCAGAACCGGGUGAUGUUCUGAUCCAGGCGGCUACUGAUAAAUUGUUAUGGGAGAAAGCUAGAUCCUCUUUUUCGACCUCCUCUGAUCCUUUAACCUUGGAGGAUCAGACCCCCGCCCCCCGGUGUCAGAUCGAUGGAUCUUGGAAGGCAUCAGAUCCUUUAGAAGAAUUAGGUUGGUGGUACUGCAAUAGUGAGGAUGUAACGCUGUUAUUGGGAGCACGGAGUCAAUGUCGCGGUCCUUCACCCCUUCAUUCGGAGCUUCAAGCUUUGCUUUGGGCGACGACUUCCAUUUUAGCAUCAGGCGUUGACUGA